This is a messenger RNA of Lathyrus sativus (Indian pea), 360 nucleotides long. NCBI's taxonomy places the organism in Eukaryota, Viridiplantae, Streptophyta, Magnoliopsida, Fabales, Fabaceae. The record is from the annotation of a GenBank genome assembly.
AUGAUUCCUCGUGUUCUAUGUUUUAGUAAAAACAAAGGAAUUAGCAAGUUGGUUAAAGGAGUCAAUAGCUUAUUCAUUACACUAGUUUCAAAAGUUGAUAAUUCGGUUAAGUUGUUUGAGUUUCGGUCAAUCUCAUUGGUUGGGAGUAUGAACAAGGUGCUAGUUAGAUUAUUUGCAAAUAGGUUGAAGAAGGUAAUUUAUAAAGUGGUGGCUAAAUCGCAAUUUGCUUUCUUGGAAGGGAGACAAAUAGAAGAUUGUAUCCUUAUUGCAAAUGAGUUAGUGGACAUUGCAAAGAGGAGAAAACGAGAAGCUAUGUUGUUUAAAGCUGAUUUUGAAAAGGCUUUCGAUUCGGUGGAUUAA